AUGGCUGCCGAAUCUUCGAGCCGGGGAUUAGAUUUGCUUUCCUCACCCGUACAGUCAUCUUCUUCGCUCAUGGAUAUCGACGGUGUCCAGGGUGAGCCAACCACUCUCGAUGUGGAGCGUGGCCGGGACUCGAUACACGACUCUGACAAUGCCUCAUUCCAUAAAGUUCGGGGUGGGGCAUACAGAAAGAGGAUCCAAUACUAUGUGCCGGGGACUGCUUGGAUUCCAAACUAUACGCUCUCUUUUCUGGGCGGUGAUAUUCUCGCUGGCCUCACUGUGGCCUCGAUGUUGAUUCCGCAGUCCGUCAGUUAUGCAACAUCGCUGGCACAGAUGAGCCCGUUGACUGGUUUGUUUUCCGCGUCUAUUCCCGGCAUUGUAUAUGCCUUCCUCGGUACAAGCAGACAGCUCAACGUCGCGCCGGAGGCAGCGCUCUCCUUGCUCAUUGGCCAGGCAGUUUCUGAUAUCCUGCUCGACUUCCCUAAUCCACACUCCAAAGAAGGAGAAAUGGUUAAGAUCGCUGUCGGUACCAUCAUUACCUUCCAGGUCGGCUUGUUUGCUUUCCUACUCGGUUUCUUCCGCCUCGGCUUCAUCGACGUUGUUCUCAGUCGCGCUCUUUUACGGGGCUUCAUCAGCGCAAUUGCCGUUGUCAUCCUGACUGAGCAGCUCGUGCCGAUGUUCGGCCUGACAGCGCUCAUGCAUGAGCUACAUCCAGAGUCGACAUUUGACAAGGUUCUGUUUUUAUUGGAACAUGUCCCAAUGGCCAACGCGCGCACAACUCUGGUCAGCUUCUGCGCGCUCGCAGUAUUAAUUUUACUGCGAGCGUUAAAAGGACCGUUCCAACGCUUUUGGUGGAUCUAUCGACUUCCCGAGGUCCUGGUGGUGGUGGUGUUAUCAACGAUUCUUUGCAAAGAAUUUCGUUGGGAUGAAGAGGGUGUAGAAAUUCUUGGCGCGGUACCCAUCCAGUCUAUGGGCUCAUUCGUCCAAAUUCCGCUUCAAUCGAUGACGCUCAAAUAUCUGAGAAGGACAACUUCAACGGCUGCACUCAUUUGCGUGGUGGGUUUCCUGGAUAGCAUUGUCGCCGCCAAACAAAAUGCCUCGCGCUUCGGGUAUUCCAUCAGCCCGAAUCGGGAGCUAGUUGCUCUUGGUACCUCGAAUCUGGCAGCGUCCUUCGUACCAGGGACUUUGCCGGCAUUCGGCUCGAUAACUCGGUCGAAGAUUAACGGUGAUGUGGGCGGGCGGACACAGAUGGCUUCUCUCGUAUGCUCCGUCGUCGUUCUUCUAGCGACCUUCUUCCUUCUUCCCUGGUUAUACUUCUUGCCCAAGGCCGUUCUUUCUUCGAUUAUUUGCCUCGUUGUAUUCUCCCUACUGCGGGAGGCGCCGCAUGAUGUCGCUUAUUAUAUCAAAAUGUCUGCAUGGACCGACCUCACCCUUAUGGCACUGACUUUCUGCUUUGCAAUUAUUUGGAACAUCGAGGUUGGGAUUACUCUGAGCCUGAUCGCGUCGCUGCUCUUGGUUGUCCAUCGCUCAUCAAGAGCAAGGAUGACCAUUUUGGGCCGCAUCCCUGGAACCGACCGAUGGAAGGCGAUUGACGAGCACCCAGAUGCCGAGGAAGACGUUUCUGGAGCAUUGAUAGUCAGGAUAAGAGAAAACUUAGACUUCGCCAAUACCGCUCAGCUAAAAGAACGGCUGCGGCGGCUCGAGUUAUAUGGUCUCGGUAAAAGCCACCCCUCAGAAGAGCCACGCCGGCAGCAAGCCACGGUGUUGGUGUUCCAUAUGGCAGAUGUAGAGCGCUGCGAUGCGUCUGCAGUGGAAAUGUUUCUCGAGUUGUGUGAGGAAUAUAAGAGUCGACAUGUCCGGCUGUUUGUGACACACCUUCAGCCUUCGCCUCUGGCGAUGUUCUCAAAGGCCGGCAUAUUCGACCUGCUUGGAGAGGAGGCAUUGCAGGUAAAUGUUGCUGAUGCUAUGGCCAGGAUAGACCGGAGGUAA
Molecule: messenger RNA, 1986 nt
Organism: Mycena indigotica
Lineage: Eukaryota; Fungi; Basidiomycota; Agaricomycetes; Agaricales; Mycenaceae
Product: Sulfate anion transporter
Exons: 12
Coding region: 1-1986 (661 amino acids)
Biological process (GO): transmembrane transport
Cellular component (GO): membrane
Molecular function (GO): sulfate transmembrane transporter activity
Source: RefSeq, a predicted model, not a curated record